Messenger RNA from Quercus robur (English oak), 531 nucleotides. RefSeq names its product repetitive proline-rich cell wall protein 2-like. The transcript has a single exon. Bases 1 to 531 code for a protein of 176 amino acids. The record is from RefSeq and is a predicted model, not a curated record. NCBI's taxonomy places the organism in Eukaryota, Viridiplantae, Streptophyta, Magnoliopsida, Fagales, Fagaceae.
AUGUCUAGCACAAGCGUACUAGUGUUGUUUCUAGCAGUGGUGCUUCUCACCACUCCAUCCAAUGCCGAUUACCCAAAACCACCUCCAUAUGAGCACAAGCCCCCCACUCCAAUUCAGAAACCUCCCCCAAUUGAGAAGCCACCAACUCCUAUUUACAAGUCUCCUCCAGUGAGCAAUCCAACCCCUGAACAUAAGCCACCAACCCCAGUUUACCAACCCCCUAAACCAUCAGUGCCAAUUCACAAGCCACCAACCCCAAUUUCUAAACCUCCAACUCUACCUCCCAAAGUAGAGAAACCACCAGUGUAUAAGCCACCAACCCCAGUUCAGGCACCUCCUAAGGUAGAGAAGCCACCCACUAGUCUACCUCCCAAAGUAGAAACUCCAGCACCACCAAAGCACUUGCCAUCACCACCUUAUGGUCACUAUCCAGGACACCCUUCAGUGGAGAAAGGUCAAGAUCCUCACAAGCCACCCCGCAAGAUUCUGCCACCUCCAACACCAUACAAGAAGCCACCUUCUUCUGCCUAG